Molecule: messenger RNA, 2496 nt
Organism: Closterium sp. NIES-65
Lineage: Eukaryota; Viridiplantae; Streptophyta; Zygnematophyceae; Desmidiales; Closteriaceae
Source: the annotation of a GenBank genome assembly
AUGUCUUCUCUCCAAUCAGCUACUGCCCUGCUUCACCACGCGGGAUCCGCAACUGCCGGCGCUAGUAACGCUGUGGCCACUAGUAGCGCCGCGAUUCGCGCCGGGAAAUCCGCACACGAUUCGUCGAUUUCCUUGCCAUCAAGCUUCCUUCCUCGCCUCGAUUCGACGCUCACCACCACCACUUCCUCCACCUCAUAUUCGUCACUCCCUUCCCCUUCUCUUAUCGCCGUCCGAUCGGCAUCUGCGAGUGCGGCGGGACCCGCCGCAAUUUCCGGCGGCCAAUCACAGAACGGUGCCGUCCGGGACCGGGUGAUCGCGAUCCCGGAUCUCGAGGAGGAUUUCGCGCCGGAGGUGAACGGGACGUACGGGAAGGGCGGCAGCGUGGAGGACGAUGCGGCCGCCGUACGCGGCGGAUUAAUCGACGGCGGGCUCGUGUACAGGGAGCGGUUCGUCAUCCGGUGCUACGAAGUCGGCGUUAAUCGAAAGGCUUCUAUGGAGACCAUCGCGAAUCUGCUGCAGGAAAUAGGGUGCAACCACGCGCAGAGCGUGGGGUUCUCCAACGACGGUUUCGCCACCACGCCAGCGAUGCUUGCGAAUCGCCUCAUCUGGGUUACCACUCGCAUGCACAUCGAGAUGUACAAGUAUCCCAAAUGGGGUGACGUGGUGGAGAUUGACACGUGGUUCCAGGAUGGCACCAUCAUGUCGCGCCGUGAUUGGAUCAUCCGCUUCGGCCACACAGGGGAGGUCAUCGGUCGAGGCACCAGUUCAUGGGCCAUGAUGAAUCGCGAUACAAGGCGCCUCUCCAAGGUGCCUGCUGACGUGCGCGCCGAGCUCACAGUGCAUUGCCCCAACCCUGAGAGGUUCUCUAUUCCGAAGAGCAGCGUUGCAAAAAUCAACAAACUGGAAGAGCCAGCAGACCACGUGCGGCCAUACCUCCGGCCUAGGCGCAGCGAUUUGGACAUGAAUCAUCACGUCAACAACGUCACUUACAUUGCAUGGAUGCUUGAGAGCCUGCCGCAGUCCCUCUUGGGAUCAUACGAGCUGGCUGAAAUCACCAUCGAUGGGUUGAUCCCAAGCCUGCCGCAGUCCUUUGUGGGAUCAUACGAGCUCGCUGAAAUCACCAUCGAUGGGUUGAUCCCAAGCCUGCCGCAGUCCCUCUUGGGAUCAUAUGAGCUGGCUGAAAUCACCAUUGAUUAUCGUCGGGAGUGCGGGCAGGACGACGUGGUUGAGACACUUGCCAAGGAUAUCGUUUCGCCUGAUAUUUCACCUGAAGUUUCACCUGGGGAGGGUGCAGCUGAGAAGGUGGUGUCCUGUGCUGGUGCUACUGCUGCAGCUGCUUCUGUUGCUGGUAGCAGUGGUGGGAGUGUGAAUGGGACUGCUGUGCUGGAAAUGGAAAAAGGAAAUGGGAGUGUCGCUGCUGUUGCUGCUGUUGCUGCUGCUGUUGCUGCUGCUGCUGCUGUUGCUGCUGUUGCUGCUGCUGCUGCUGCUGCUGCUGGGGCUACCCCUGCUGCUGCUGCUGCUGCUGGGGCUGAGGGGUUGCCUGCGGCCGAGCCUGCAGCCUUACCAGCAGUGCCAGUCGCCAAACCUGCAGUAUUCCCUACCAAGCUUGUUGCCGAGCCUGCAAGGUUCCCCGCCGCACCUGAUGCCCUCCCUGCAGUGCCAACCGCCGCGCUUGCAGUAGUGCCGACCAAGCCAGCUGCCGAACCAGAUGAGUUGCUGACCAAUCCGGCUGCCGAGCCUGCAAGCCUCCCAGCAGAGCCUGCCGCCUUACCUGCAGUGCCAGCGGUGGAGCCUGCAAUGGUGCUGACCAAACCUGCUGCCGAACCUGCCACCUUCCCUGCAGUUCCAACCGCCGAGCCUGUAACAUUGGUUGCCAAGCCUGCUGCCGAGCUUGCAAGAUUGCCUGCGGAUCCUGCUGCCUUUCCUGCAGUUCCGAUUGCCGAACCUGCAAGGUUGGUUGCCAAGCCGGCUGCUGAGCCUGCGAGGUUCCCUGCAGAUCCUCCCACCUUUCCUGCAGCGCCCACAGCUGAACCUGCAGCGCUGCCCACCAAGCCUACUCCCGAACCUGCAAGGCUUCCCACCGAACCUGCCGCCUUCCCUGCAGUUCCUACCGCCGAACCUGCAACACUACCCACCAAGCCUGCCGCCUUCCCUGCAGUUCCUACCGCCGAACCUGCAACACUACCCACCAAGCCUGCCGCCGAACCUGCCACCUUCCCCGCAGAGCCUGCCACACUCCCCGCUGCCCUCCCCACACCAAAAACAGCUCCGGGGACAUCCGAAAUCAACCCAGCUGGAGCCACAUUGAGGUUUGGCGAGCCUCCAAAACUGGCUCGGGCGCCUGCCGAGCCUAUGUCUGCACCCGCACCGGCGGCCAAACCAGUCGAGGCAGUGAUGGGAGUGGAGGAGAGGGGGCCUCUGGUGCAGGGGUUGCGAGGGAGGAUGGCUGGAGGAGUGGAGGGCUGCAGGGCUAUGCCCUGUGCUCUGAUCUUGUAG